UGGAGAGGAGAGAGUGGGGAUUGUUCAAGCAGCGGAGCCUCCAGCCUGAAGCGCACGCAUGUUCAGUGGACUCGUAUGGUGCGAAGCCCCAGAUGAAGCACCCCGACGUCCGGGAAUGACAUCCGCUGUCAGUGGGAGUGACAGCUUUCACUCUGACCCACUCUACUAGAGCUGCUCCAGCUGACACCCAACACUGAUCCGGAUUGGAUCCAGCCAGACCAGGACUAUGCCAGAGAUGGAGAAAGGGAGACCACCGGAAAACAAACGCAGUAGGAAACCCGCGCACCCCGUCAAGAGGGAGAUCAACCAGGAGAUGAAGACAUUUGCAGAAAGCACCAUGAACGAGCUCCUGGGAUGGUACGGAUACGACAAGGUAGAUCUCAGAGACUCGGAGGCCAACGAGAUCAGAAACUACAGAGAGCGGCGUCAGCAUGUGUCUGUGCUAAAAGAAAACUCAUUGCCAAAAGUUAAAAGCCUGGACGCCAAGGUUAGUCAUUCAGUUCUGGCCAUGAAGAGCGGAGAGAGGGAGUCUUCGAGCGUGCCCUCCUCGUCGCCCUCCUCUUCAUCCACAAGUUCAUCCUUGACCACCCCGAAGGCGACAAGUGCGCCCGUCAUUGUUCCCCUAAUAAAGCCAUCAGCAGUGGAGGAUGUGCAGAACGUGCAGAUUGUGUGUGUUUGGUGCCAGAAGGAAGGCGUGAAACGCUACUCUCUCUGUAUGGGCUCAGAGCUCAAGAGCUUCUGCAGCGAGAAGUGCUUCGCCGCCUGCAGACGGGCCUACUUCAAACGCAAUAAGGCCAGAGAUGAAGACCUCCACGGUGAGCGAUCCCCUCAGCACCCCCACCCAGAGGACUCGCCCAGACUGGUGUUGAAAAUAAACAGCAAUGUCAGAUCUCUCUCCCCUGUGCCACAGGUAUGUGACUGGUGCAAGCAUGUCCGUCAUACUAAAGAAUACCUGGACUUCGGCUCCGGAGAGGAACGGCUCCAGUUCUGCAGCACCAAGUGUCUGAAUCAGUACAAAAUGGACGUUUUCUACAGAGAAGCCCGUGCAGCUCUUACCAGCACCAGCCCGAAUAGAACCAGUCAGGAGUCGAGGGCGGAAAGCAGUGUCACUGGCCAAAAGUUACUCACUCCUGAGUCUUGGAACUGCAACAACAGCACUGGGGAAGCCCGUCACAGAAAUCUCUCGCCUAAAGGAUCCGUAUUAAUCCACGGAUCAGCAGAAUCCACCUCUAUCUCCUCCUCGGAAACAUCCUCUUCUUCUUCAUCAUCUUCUUCCACCAAGGCCCCUGUCUCUGGGCUAAGGACCCUUGAGAGACCCAUCCAGCCUCCUCCACCUAUGCCUGCUAUGAAUGUCUCACCCCACCCUGCUCAACUUCCUCCUCCACCUCCUCGCCCCCCUCUGGAACAUCAACCCAUGCCUCAAAUGCAGAUCCCCUUCAUCAGACCACCCCUUCAUGCUCAGGGCCUCAAAAGUCCCCUUGCCAAUAUGCCCAGACACCCAGGCCCCCCCUCCAGUCCCAUCCACAGACCUGCUCACUCUCCUCGCCUGCAGCCCCCGACAUCAUCCUCCAUGAAUCCCCCUGGAAUGAUGCAUCCUUUUCCCGGAGCCUACUUCCCUGGCUUACACUCUCCUCCUCUGAAUAUGAUGCAUAGAGGUCCUGUCCCAAUGCCUCCCAUGAUGAACUUUGGUAUUCCUUCCUUUAGCCCUCUUCUGCCUCAGCCCACUGUCCUGGUCCCUUAUCCCAUCAUUGUUCCCCUGCCUGUUCCCAUACCCAUUCCUUUUCCCAUUCCAAUCCCUUCAAAGUCAACCCUAGAAACUCCAAGUCACAGUGGAGUUAUCCAGCCUGUGCCAGAGGGGACAGACCGGAGUAGAUCCAGGAUUACCAAGCUGCCGUCUCCAGGGAACCCUGAAGGCGACAGCAGAUUGUUCACCAACAAAUUGGGUGGAAUCUUGAAUCAAGGUCUCCCCUCGCCAAGUGAUGCUAACAUUAGGGACACCGAUUGGGUUAAGCUAGAGAGGCCAUUCCCAUCCCCAACGUCCACACUCAACAGCGCAACAUCCUCUCCGAGAGCACAGUAUAACGAUUCCCUGUGCGCAACGCCAGAGUCACUGACAGACUAUAAACCGCAGCAGUCAGAGCGACAAGUCAUUCAAAGGGUUCUUCAAAGGACCCAGGUGAAGCUGGAGCCCACUGCCAAUGGAGUGGUGGACCUAUCGGGGCAGGGGGAGUCCAUGACUGGGCAGGGUACCAGAACAGGGCUCCACAACAUCAUCAGACCAACCCCUCCUCCUCUGCCCGAGUCCCCUUCACAUGACUCUGUCUACCACCACCAGGACUCCCACACUCCUUCACCGUCACACACCCCACCCAGCCCCACAGGGAGCAGCCAUCCCAAUGAUGUCACCCCCUUUGCCCCAAAAUCUCAGGACCACUGUUCAAAUGGUACGUCCUCAUCGUCCACACCCUCCAGUCCGGACUCCUCCCAAACACAGAGAGUGCAAGCGCCACCACCACCUGACCCCACGGUCAGUGAGCUGGAGGCCAUCAAAGAGAACAAGUGCUCUGUUGUUGGCCCAGUGCAGGUUGAGGGCCAAGUCAGUCAAUCAGAGGAGCCUAUAGCAGUAGUCGGGGAGUUAGGAGAGAACCCACAUGUUCCUGAUGAGGAUCACGCCUAUGCUCUUCCCACAGCAUCAAAGACAGGUGGGACCUCCACCCCGCUGCUCUUGCCCAAGCUUAGAGACAAGGGCAGCCUGCGGAGCCCUGCUAAUCUUCCCAGUGCUGGAGACAUGGAGCCAGCUCUGAAGAGGCGAUGCCUACGAAUCCGAGAUCAGAAUAAAUAGAGGAUGGAGGCUCCCUGUUUAACACUGUACGGCAGUGCCAGAUUCAGUGCCAUGCCCUCUUGUGGACGACCUCAGAGCGAACACCCUUCCAGCCUCUCCUUCAGCCUGUCAGCCCACCAAAGUGUUGCUCUGCCUGUAGACCAGCAGGGUGCCAACCCAGGAAGCAGACCAGAUGGCUAUAUCAUCUCUGGAGGCAGGAAACAACACAGUCACAACGUUUUGUCCCGGACCAAAGAGUAUUUCUGGCGUGUGUGUGUGUGUGUGUUGUGUUGUGUUGUGUUCAGAUAUGACACGUCUCAGAUCUGUCUGACAGUAUACCUAACCUGUGUUUGAGUGUGUGUGUGUGGCUGUCCAGAUGUGCUUGUCCUCCCUCUCCUCCUCCUCCUCCUCCUCCUCCACCUCCUUCGCGUCUUCUUCUUCUCCUCUCGGCACUUCACACACACACACACACAGCAGACAGAGCUCUGAUCAGCCUUGUGUGGUCUUCUCAGAUGGAACCUGAACAUGAUCUCUUUCCAGGGGAAACGGUUUGUUUUCUGUGCCUGGCUUGCACAAAGAGCCACAUUGUUCCUCUCCCCAUAUCCCACGCUGACUCCCCACUCCAGGUUUUGGGUUACCUAGCUGACGGAGGCUCAGACUUCAGCUUUUUUUUCUAAUUUUUAAUUUUUUUUUUCACCAGGAAUAUAGUAUAACCUUCUCUGCUCCACCUCUACCUCCCCCUGCCCCCCCCACCCACCCAUCUAAAUAUGGUACACACUACACACACACAAGUUCUGUGAGGUUCGACUCCUCACAACCGAGUGCCUGUGAUUCCCUCCUGCUCCACUCGCGUCCUUCAAGGGAGGAGAGAAAGUCUGCUGAGAUUAAAGACUUUACCCUCGGGGGCAGUUUAUACACUGUGUGUGGAGAGAGAAGAGGGAGAGUGAGACUGUCUGUGCUGUUAAGAGACGGAUGAUUGAACGGUAGAACACAAUCACCGAGGAGAGGCGACGCUCCUCUGAAAACAUUAAAGCUGUGCAUGAAUGCUGGUGUACAGCUCACAGACGGUCUGUCUGCACUUAAGUUGUCCUGAUGACGCUGGUACAUGAACGUGUCACGCACAGACCUGCCCUCGCCGUCACCUGAUCUGCCAAAAAAAAACGUCAGAAUUUUUCAAUCACGUUUCAAAGUGCCAUUAACUUUUCACCGGGACAGUUUUCGAUUUUUCAAACAUUCGUGGCACAUGACGUAAUUUUUUUUUUUUUUAAUCUUUUCUCCUCCUGGCUCUGAUCUGAUGAUUUGUUUUUGUUUCUUUUUUUUAAAAAAGGAGAGGAAAAAAAUGGAUGUUUAAUAUUACCAAAUGUGGUAUUAUACUCAAUCAACCAAUGCUGUAGUAUGCAGCGAUCAGUAUUACAGUUCCCACUGCUGGGAAUACCUAAUGAGAUUUGAUCCGGCUAGAUCACAUAUAGAGGCUUUGUUGACCCCACUGCAAGGUUUCAGAUUCUCUAGUUGAACUCGACACGGAUACUAUUUGAUGAUAUUAUUAACUUAUGGGAUGACGCAUCUGUAGAUUUUCACACAAAGUGCUUUAUUUUCCUUCAUUUGUUGUUUUUGGUUUUUUUUUCUUCUUCAUCUGAUUGUAUUUCACGAGUGCUGAAGCUCUUACUACAUAUAUACUGUGUCCUCCCCACUAGAGAGCAGUGUUUGACUUUGUAACUUCUGCACCUGCCCCCAACCUUUUUUUUUUAUUUUCUUCAAGGACAAGAAAGGACCAGGAGGCCCGCAUAUUAUAGUGUAGCAUAACAAGCAUUCACACUGUGACUGAACACAACACUGCACUCGGUGCCAACUGAGUGAUCUUCCCCUCCGUGUUUUUGCUGCCAUUAUUUUAUCCCGAAAUCCGAAACCUUAGCCUAUUUCAGCCGUGUCAUACCAAGAAACCAAAAGGAGCCUCCUUCUCCUCCUAGAGUGGUCAUGAUGACCUACUCCUAGAAUAACCCCCAAAUGUGCCCCCCCUUGCCAUCAUUCCAAAUACAUGCCUGUCAGUUUGUGUGUAUGUGUGUUAGUGAGCGUCUGUGUGUGUGUGUGUACACGUGUGUCCACCGUUCCCUGCCCCCCCCCACUCAUUCCAGCCUGCAUCCUCACAACAGGCCAUGCCUUCAUGUCAGUGUCAUGCUUGGCUGGCGGAGGGGACUUAAUUCAAUGGCUUGUAUGAGUCGGUUUAUGACAUCACUCUGUUUGAAUAGCUGCUGUGUCAACGGGGGUGGCCCUCUGCUCUGACGCCGGGGGGCCAAAAAAAGACACACGGCGAGAGAGAGACGUUACUAGAAAACUGCCAUUUAUUUGGUUUAAUUGCACAUUUUAAUCAUUGCCAUGUCUGCUAGUGGUACAAUGUGUGUGUCAAUGCAAAGUUUUGACAAACAAUUCUCACACACACGCACACACACAUACAUUAUAUAUUAUAUUUUAUCACCUGCCCUGUCAAACAUGUAGCCCCUCUGUCUGAAUAGACUGUUCACAGAUUGUUUGUAUUUGAAUACACUUUCAGUAACCAAGAGCUUUAUUGGUGCAGACCUGUUUGUAAAGUAAAAUAAAUAAAAGUUAUUCUAAGAGCCUGAAA
Solea solea (common sole) is the source of this 5441-nucleotide messenger RNA. RefSeq names its product sine oculis-binding protein homolog. Gene Ontology annotation, biological process: animal organ development. Lineage: Eukaryota; Metazoa; Chordata; Actinopteri; Pleuronectiformes; Soleidae. The transcript is spliced from 7 exons. Bases 227 to 2842 code for a protein of 871 amino acids. Gene Ontology annotation, cellular component: nucleus. The record is from RefSeq and is a predicted model, not a curated record.